Molecule: messenger RNA, 741 nt
Organism: Trichoderma gamsii
Lineage: Eukaryota; Fungi; Ascomycota; Sordariomycetes; Hypocreales; Hypocreaceae
Exons: 1
Coding region: 1-741 (246 amino acids)
Source: RefSeq, a predicted model, not a curated record
AUGUCCGACUUUACCGACAAACUCUCGCCACGGGCCAUUGGCAACGGCAUCAAGAGCCGAGUCUCUGGUCUAGUGCCUAUUCGCAAUGACCCCCCUUAUAACAAGGUCAUCAAUCGCCUCACCAAGAUCAGCAAAGUCGCAAAGGAGACCCGUUAUAAGAAGCGAAAUGUCUCCAAACUGUCGGCCACGGCCAUGUUGAUACUAUCACAAACCGAUAUCAGAUUCCUGCACCGAGCCAUCGUCCAGGUGUCGAAGCCUGCCAUUCACCGACAAGUCAACGUACCCCUUGAAGCCAAGACAACCAUGAAUAUUGAUACAGUGCCUGUCCAACAAGAGACACGGCCUCCCCAGCAAGAGAUAUCUGCCCGAAUACAGAGGCAUCGGGCUUGUAUGCCGGCACUUAUAGUGGGUGGCUUCAGGGGAAAGGAUAUUGAUGAGAUUGAUCAGAUUGAUCAGAUUGAUCCGAGCCGGAUCCUCACACAAAACCUCUGCGCAUUGCGCCAGGCCGGUAAAUGGGAGAAGAGGAAUCUGCAACAAAUCUGCUUAUCGCGAGCUCAGAUUGCGGCAAUCGAAAGAAGGAAGGAAAGAGAAGAAGACGAAGAAGAAGAGAGGCAAAGGAUGACAAGGCAGCCCCCGAAGCCACUGCAACGCGGGGAUCCCAUCAAACUUUGGCACUCCAAUUGGAAAGCCAAAGAGUGGCGAAAGAAAAGGGAGGUUUUUGACCAACCUGCUUGUUAUUAA